Molecule: messenger RNA, 351 nt
Organism: Phascolarctos cinereus (koala)
Lineage: Eukaryota; Metazoa; Chordata; Mammalia; Diprotodontia; Phascolarctidae
Source: RefSeq, a predicted model, not a curated record
AUGGUCAACUCCUGUUGUGGUUCCAUCUGCUCUGACCAAGGCCUCUGUCAAGAAACCUGUUGUGCUCCUACCUGCUGCUCGCAGACCACCUGCUGCCGCCCCAGCUGCUGCAGACCAACGUGCUGCCAGUCUGUUUGCUGCCAACCAACCUGUUGCAGCCCUUCCUGCUGCCAGUCUAGUUGCUAUCGCCCCACCUGUUGCCAAACCACUUGUUGCCGCACAACUUGCUGGCGUCCCAGCUGCUCUGUGUCCAGCAGCUGCCAGCCCUGCUGCCGCCCCGCCUGCUGCCAGACCACUUGCUGUAGAACUACCUGCUUCCCUUCAGCCUGUUGCAGGUCCUCCUGCUGCUGA